UUUUGUUUUUUAAGAUAUAUUUGCAGAAUUCAAGCCCUAGUCCUCUGCUGGCCCCUUGAAUAAGCGCCACAGGGGAAGCCAUGACAGGCGUCAAUUGUAAAGCCCAAGCCUGAAGAGGAGCCCGGUUGCCUGGCGACCAGUGGAAGUGUAGCGUCAGCUAGCUAGUUAGCUAGGCUGUCUGCAAACACAUGGAAUAUGCCCCAUAAACAGCGUUUAAAUGCCACCAAAACGAAAAGGACGUUUGCAGCUUGUCCAGAAAGAAGUGGACGAAAUCACAAAACAGGUUGACAGUCUGGUGAAGGAUGUGCAGAGUCAGGACGGAUCUACUGAAGAGGCAUUUCAGAGAUGUCAAGAACUGCAGAUUUUGGCAGAGAAGACACUAAGGACACUGAAUAAACUGACUAAGGCAGAUGAGCUGGCUCCAGUGGGGAACUAUGAUCAGAGGAAGCAGGAAGAGGAGCGACGACUGCUGCAAAUCUUGGAGCGUGUAAACACACUCUCUCUGGAGCUUUCACCACCAGGACCCAGUACUGCUGCGGGAAAUGUUUCAAAGGAAGAGGAAAAGGACGAUGACGACGAAGAUGAAGUCGACGAAGACAGUACCGAUGAUGAAGCUGAUGGUGCUGAUGAAGAUGAGAAACAAGCUGUGAAACCGCCCUCUCAGUCAGACCCUCACAUCUAUACAGCCCUCAGUGAUUUCAAAGGACAACAGGAGGGAGAUCUGUCUGUUCAGAGGGGGGAGGUAUUGAGGAUUAUCAGGAAGACAGUAGAUGGAUGGUGGCUGGCUCAGGAUGUUAAAGGCAACAGGGGAGUGGUUCCAAAAACCUACCUGAAGAUUGGCUCUGGUGUUGAUGAUGAUGAUGAAGAUGAGGACGAUGACAAUGAGGAGGAGUCAGAGGAGGAGGAAGAGCAGAUUGGCAAAGAACUGACUGAUGAUGAAGAGAAACAAAGCAGUUCACAUUCCAACUGGAGUACUGUCAGAAAUGCUUUGACUGAGAUUGAUGCAACAGAUGUGCUCUCUGCCAUGGGAGCUAUACCUUCAGGAUUCAGACCAUCAUCUCUCAACAAACUGCUGGAGGAAGGUAUAACAUACAGAGGAAGUCACUAUAUUCAGCCUGAGCUCAGCCAAUCACAGCUCUCCUUUAGUGACCUCUUCCUGGAUCCAGAUACAGGCAGGGUUCGGGCUCGGCAGGUCAGGACUUGUGUUUGUUUCAGUUUGUGGAGCUGCAGGAUGAUUCCUACUCCUGGGGUUGGAGUUCAGGUCCUCAGCAGACACAUCCGCCUCUGUGCCUUUGAUGGAACUCAGGUGUUGAGUAACAUCCAUACAGUGAGGGCAACGUACAACUCCAAGACUCCAAAGACCUGGAGCUUCUCCCCAAGGAUGACGGGUAUCCUACCUGCCCUCCUAGAUGGAGACUGUUUCCUGCGCUGCAACUCUGCAUCUCCUGACCUCGGUAUCCUCUUUGAACUGGGAGUCACCUUUAUACGCAAUUCUACAGGUGAGAGAGGGGACCUUAGCUGUGGCUGGUCUUUCCUCAAACUGACCGAUGACACUGGAAAUCCACUCCCCAACAGGACCUAUGAGCUGCCAGUCAAUGGUGGCACUCCUUAUGAGAAGGAUGUCGUGGUGGAGGCAUCAGUCACCAGAGGAUCUCCAGCUGGUGUUUUCCAGCAGAUACUUCAGGCCAGGCGGCAGCCCAGAAUCAUUAUAAAGUUGAAAUCAUCAAACAGCCGGACCAGAACGCAGCUCAGUCUCCUUCCAGACACUUUGCUGCACUGUCAGAGCUGUAUCCACCUGCUGGCUCUACACAGGCAGCUGCUAGCCGACACACUACUGAUGGACAGGCCUACCAUGCAGAACGCAGAUCUGAUAUGCAGUCCUAUACUUUCUACCUUUCCUAUGCUGUUGGACCAACCAGACCUGAUGGAUGCUCUCAGGAGUGCCUGGCUGGACGCUGAAACCAACAUGAGCAGAGCACAGAGGAGAGACUUGUCCUAUUUAAAACAGGAUUUUGUCAAAGUCUACAUGUCGUCUGUCUAUUUCCUCCUUCACUCGCCCUCUCUGCCCUGUCAUCGCUGGGCGGACCCACCCUUAGAGGAGCAGCGUGCCAGAGUCAUCUACGCCACGCUGGAUGCCCUCAAACACACCCAGCACACCACCGGCCAAUCAGGAGGCCCAGAGGUCUUUGUCGACCCCAUGCAUCAGCAUCUUGCCUUUGAUAUCACAGAGUUGACCUUUGACCUCGUCCGUGUGUCACGCCUGUCUAUGGUGUAACCGAGCCCUGGCUAUCCUGCUCUGCCUUUGAG
This is a messenger RNA of Perca fluviatilis (European perch), 2307 nucleotides long. RefSeq names its product nephronophthisis 1 (gene nphp1). The record is from RefSeq and is a predicted model, not a curated record. The coding region runs from base 218 to 2275 and encodes 685 amino acids. Gene Ontology annotation, cellular component: cilium; cytoplasm. Lineage: Eukaryota; Metazoa; Chordata; Actinopteri; Perciformes; Percidae. Gene Ontology annotation, molecular function: protein binding. The transcript is spliced from 22 exons. Gene Ontology annotation, biological process: protein localization involved in establishment of planar polarity.